This is a messenger RNA of Adineta steineri, 1809 nucleotides long. NCBI's taxonomy places the organism in Eukaryota, Metazoa, Rotifera, Eurotatoria, Adinetida, Adinetidae. The record is from the annotation of a GenBank genome assembly.
AUGAAUGAUACGUUACAAAAUUCAUCUACGAAUUCAAAUACAUCGACAAUAUUUGUCGAAAAAUUAGUACAGAAAAUAAUUCUUGGUUGUAUACUCUCUAGUGUAUCAGUACUUACUGUUUGUGGAAAUAUUUUAGUACUUCAUGCUAUACGUACAGAAAAAUAUUUACGAACUGUUUCAAAUUUAUUUAUACUUAGUUUAACAUUUGCUGAUUUAGCUGUUGGUCUGUUUGUUAUGCCUUUAAAUGCAGCUAAUAUCAUCGCUGGUCGAUGGCCAUUUUCUUCUCUUCUAUGUAAAUUAUGGUUAUCAAUUGAUUAUGUUGCAAGUACUGCUAGUAUAUUUAAUCUUGUUCUUCUCAGUCUCGAUCGUUAUUGGGCAGUUGUAUAUCCUUUACGUUAUUUACAAAAACGUACUCGUCGACGAGCAACAAUAUUUAUACUUAUUGUAUGGUUUAUAUCAUUCUUAUGGGCGCCAGCAAUUAUAUUCUGGUCAUAUAUUGCUCCUAAACAUAGUGAUAUUAUAAAACCCAAUGAAUGUGAUACAUCAUUUCGUUCGAAUAAAACAUUUAAAACAUUAACCGCAUUAGUUAAUUUUUAUUUUCCGUUAUUAACUAUGAUUCUUAUAUCAUGUCGAAUAAUGGUUGCUAUACGUUCACGUUCGAAAAUGGAACUUGGUCGACGUUUAUCAUCAGCAACACAAAGACAAAUGAAAUAUGAUCAUGCACAUACAAAUUCAUCAACACGUAAUGAAAAUGAAACUAAUCAUGUAAAAACGGAAUAUACUGAUGAACAAACAUUAUCACCAGCUAUUGUUCCUAAUCCAUUGGAUUUAUCUAUUUCAAAUAGUAAUACUAAUAAUAUAAUACCUCUUAUUGAACCUGGUCAAUGUUUUUGCUCAACAUGUCAAAAUUUUAAUGGUAGUGAUACGGAAAGUCUUUGGGAACGACAACGAAAACCAUUAAAAAGAUCUUCGUCAUCAUCACAAGAACGCUAUUCAUAUACUCAAAUAAAACCUCGAUCAAUGAUAUUUACAUCAAUAGCAGAUUCAAAAGAUGAAAGUAAAUAUAAAAAUCAUGUUUCAUCUAGCAAAACAUUUGAUUAUGCAAAUACAAUAAAAAAUCUUGUCAAUGUAUCAAAUAAGAAGAAAUGUUUAAUAAAAAUUAAUUCAAGUGAACAAUCAGAAAAGAAAUUACCACACAUUAAAAAGAAGAAAUCCUUAGAAAGAACAUUAUCAAUAUCAUCAAAUAGUUCUUCCGAUGCAUAUGCAGAAACAAUGUUCAUGAAUCGAAAAGAAACGCAACAUGAAUUAAAAAACAUUACUAGACAACGAUCAUCAAUAUUCAAUCAUUCACCACCAACAAAUCCCCAUCUAAAAGUACCAACACCACAAGCAAAACAUUCAAUAACGACAGUAACUAGUGAACCAUCAGCAAAUCGAAAAACGAAAAUGAAUUUUUUUAAUACACUUAUUAAUCCAAGUCGUUCAAGUUCAUUACAAAAAGAACUUAAAGCAGCAAGACAAUUAGGAAUGCUUGUUGGUGUAUUUACUAUAACAUGGUUACCAUAUUUUAUCUUAUUUUUAGUUGUUGCUUGGUGUAAUGAUUGUAUAUCUGAUACAGUUUUUACAGCAUCUAUAUGGCUUGGUUAUAUUAAUUCUACAAUCAAUCCAUUAAUUUAUCCAUUAUGUAAUAUACAUUUUCGUCGUGCUUUUCAAAAAAUUUGUUAUUGUCAACAUGCAAAAACAAAACUACCUAAUUUAAAUGCCUUACGUGAACUUCAUGCACUACAUGCAAUGAGUCGACGACGAUAA